AGAAACAGCUGUACAAUUUCGACUGAGAUUAACAUACUUUAUGUAAAUGGCUGAACAGUUUAAUGAGCUUGAUAAGUUAAGAGAGACACUGCGCGUGAGUCAUGAAACCGCUGACAAACACCUGGAGGACGUCAGCAGACAGGAUGUUUUGACACGCAUUGAGAGGAUCAUUCAGACUGUAGUCAGUAGUGUGUCUAAAGAUGAGGCACCAGUGCUGCGUGUGAUCAAUAGAUCCAACUGGGCCAAUGUCAGAUUUCAUAAGUCUGUUGGUUUGAUACUGCAGCCAGAUGCCUCUGUAAAAGCUCACCGAUGUGACUGUCCUUCAUCAGCCAACAAGUUUGCACUGAUUUUAAAGCUCUUGUCUGUUAUUUACAAACUUGUGCAGAGUGACUCCUAUGCUACUAAAAGAGACAUAUACUAUAAUGAUCCACAGCUGUUUGGGUCACAGAGGACAGUGGAUUCAAUCGUGGACGACAUUUCUUGCAUGCUCAAGGUUCCUCGCAGGAGUCUGCAUGUUCUUGCGACAUCCAAAGGCUUUAUCUCAGGUGAUCUUUGUUAUUUGGAGGAAGAUGGCACAAAGGUAGACUGCAGUUCCAGCACUACAGCUACCCCUGUGUCUUCCAAUGUUAGUGGAAUAAGAAACAUUGUAUCAGCUGCUAAAUGCAUCCUGAUAGUGGAGAAAGAUGCAACUUUCCAGAGACUCCUUGACGAUGACUUUUGCAUCAGACUGUCUCCGUGCAUCAUCAUAACUGGCAAAGGAAUGCCCGAUGUGAAUAGCAGAUUGAUGGUGAGAAAACUAUGGGACACACUACACAUCCCAGUCUUUGCCCUGGUGGAUGCAGACCCUCAUGGCAUCGAAAUCAUGUGCAUCUACAAGUAUGGCUCGGUGUCAAUGGCCUUCGAGGCCCACAGUCUGACUGUCCCCAGUGUGCUGUGGUUGGGCCUCCUGCCUUCAGACAUCCAGAGGUACAGGGUGCCAGAGGAAGCUCUUAUUCCAUUUUCUCAGACAGAUGAGAGGAAAAUCAACAGCUUGAGGAGCAGAGACUACAUCACCUGCCAACCUGCUUGGGAGAGAGAGAUAGAAGCAAUGCAGAGACUGAAGUGGAAAGCAGAGAUACAGUCCCUGGCAUCUAUUGCCCCUUAUUUCCUCACUAGAGUCUACCUACCAAAUAAACUGCGUUAUGGAGGCUGGAUAUGAACUUAUGCUGCCAUCUAUUGGACUAUAAUCUGUACUGCAGCUUUAGCGCUUUAACUAUUAUUGGUCAUUUGUGUUCUGGAUACAUUUAUUGUUAACAGUGUAGGUAGAUCUAAUGUUACAGUUUUUUCUUACUGAAUAUUGGCUCAGCUGUUAUUUUUGAUUAUUCUCACUUUAGAUAUUGAGUAAUGAGUUUGAAUAUCUCUUUUGACAUACUUUAUAAGAGUUACGACGUUAAAACUGUUUUGGAACAUGACAUAUUUAGGCCUAGGUAAAUUCUGAAUAUUUGUGUAAUGGAUUGGAAUAAAUUAACCCCGCAGUGUUUUCAUAUACGAUCCAUUGUGAGCCUUCAACUUGUUCAUUUAAUCAUUUAAAAGUUAAAAACUUUAUUAUUUAAAAUAUACAUUAAAAUUGUAGUAGCAUCGUACAAUGUUGUUUUAAAAUCAGAUGUUUCAUUAAAAUAAUGUUAGAUAUGUUAAUUGAGUCAUAAAUUCUUUGUUUUUACAUUUUAAAUUCAAAAAUUAAAAUGCCUGUGAUUGUUAAACGGAAAAAAAACAAAAGUGUUUGGUACAUCGGGGCUAAAGGCACACCUUAAGGAGAAUUUGCUUCUUUUUCUGGUACCUGGUUUUCUGGUCAUCGGAAUUCAAGACGUGUUUAUUUUUUUUGAUGAAGCAACAAUUUUUGUGAAAAGAAAUAACAACAGAAGGUCAUUUUGAAUAAAAUUCUAAAGGGAGCGAGGGGGCCUUUUACAUCACAGCUGGGUAAAAGGCCCCCAAGGGGGGUUUAUAGUGAUUUGUCAAUUUAUGCAAAUAUAUUUGAUAUAGGAAGGUGCUUUUUUCAAAAUAACAUUUUCAGAGAA
Xyrauchen texanus (razorback sucker) is the source of this 2054-nucleotide messenger RNA. It is a transcript of the gene spo11, whose product is annotated as SPO11 initiator of meiotic double stranded breaks. Gene Ontology annotation, biological process: meiotic DNA double-strand break processing; meiotic DNA double-strand break formation; reciprocal meiotic recombination. Gene Ontology annotation, molecular function: DNA binding; DNA topoisomerase type II (double strand cut, ATP-hydrolyzing) activity; ATP binding. NCBI's taxonomy places the organism in Eukaryota, Metazoa, Chordata, Actinopteri, Cypriniformes, Catostomidae. The transcript has 13 exons. Gene Ontology annotation, cellular component: nuclear chromosome. The coding region runs from base 47 to 1198 and encodes 383 amino acids. The record is from RefSeq and is a predicted model, not a curated record.